ACCUGCAAUGUCAGAAAGCCAUCAAGAAGUCAAAGAACCCAUCACUGUAAAGAAGACGUGAAAAAUGAGAGGCCAGUCCUAUAAACUGCUAAUGGGAAACCUUAUCAAGGUGGAAGGGGACGGCGCUCCACCCAAAACGGAUGAUUCCAACCGGUGCAAACACGGAAAUGGUCGAACAGCUUAGGGGGGAAUUAUCAGAGGCAACCAUCGGCCUUUGAGAGAACCUCGCCUGACCUUCCUGCCAGCCCCCCAGCCCCCCGGCCCCCCACUAUGGACCCCCAGGCAGAGCCCCGAUGGCGCGUGGCAGCGGUGGUGCCAGCGGCGGGCUGUGGCGAGCGCAUGGUCCUCGAGACGCCCAAGCAAUACCUGGAGGUAUGCGGACGCCCCCUGAUCGCUCACUGCCUGGCGUCCUUCGAGGAGGUUCCGUGGCUGACGAAGGUGGUGGUUGUGGCCGACGACGUGAAGCGGAUGGCGCGGGUGGUGGCGGAGGAAGGGUGCUCGAAGACAGAGGUUGUGCAGGGCUGCCGCAGCCGCCACCGCUCCAUCCGCGCCGGCCUGACCGCCCUGGCCGAGGACCCUCCGGAGGUGGUGGUGGUCCACGACGGCGUGCGCCCUCUCGUGCCCCUGGCGACCCUCCGGCAGGUCGUGGCGGCGGCGGCGGAGCGCGGGGCGGCGGGAGCGGUACGCCCUCUCGUGUCGACGGUGCUGCGACCCGGCCCCCUGCAGGAGCACGGCGCCGCGGGGCUGGAGCUCCUGCAGGAGAGUCUGGUGAGGAGCGACUUCCGGAAUUCGGAGAUGCCUCAGGCGUUCCGCUUCGCCGUCAUCACGCAGGCCUACGGCAGCUGUAGCGACGAGGAACUAGACCACGGGACGGAGUGCCUGGCCCUGGCACUGAAGCACACAGGAGUGAGAGCCGCUUUGGUGCCCGGAACACCCGACCUGUGGAAAGUGACGGAGGCGCGUGACUUAGUGGUGGCGCGGGCCGUCCUGCCACGCCACACGCGCUACAUCGCCAUUCUCUGCGGCGCCCCUCCACCCGUCGACAGCCUGGGAACCUCGCCCGCGGGAUUAGGGAGAGAGGAGCUCGCUACUGAGAACGCCGGGAGGAGUACAAGGGCCGCAGUGCCUUUCCCGACGUCCUUGGCCUCAGAUAGCAACUCUGACGGGGGCGCCGACGACGGCUGGAGGCUCGAAUGCGGCGCGGAGUGCACCCGAGUGAUUGGGCUCCUCGAACCCCGCCUCCGGUCUCACUCCUCGAGCCAUGGGUGUUAUCGCAGCUUCCAGGAUCUACAGCGCCUCUCCAGCGACGCUAGGGGAAGGCCCUCGGUCGCGGUGGUGGCGGCGACUUCCCUUCGAGGACGUCCCCGGAGUCUCCGCCCCCAUCUGGAGGAGCUGAGGCAAGGGCUGGGCGUCGGUGCCUCGUGUCUGAUUCUCAUCCUAUCGCUGGAGGAGGACAAGGCUAAGACGGAGGAGGAGGCCGGGUCCUUCCACCGGUCUCUCGACAUCCCCGCCCUUCAGGAAGACGUCAGGCAGACUUUCCAAGGACACGGAGCGACCGUCACCAUCCUUCUAAGGAACCCAAUCGGUCGUAGAAUUCCAGCUCCUCCGAUAGAUCAGAAGGAGAUGGAUGAAGGAGGGCAGAAGGAGAAGGAGAAUCAGUUCCUUGACCUGAUGGAGGCGCUGCUGCAGCAACACUCUAGGGCUUUCCACGGCCAGGUGUUAGUCGUAUAGAAUACAGUUUGAUAAUCACGGUUAUCAGCGUUAGUGCCAUUCCGUUUCCACUGAGUGUUUCCAAAAGGUAGUAACAGAUCGAAGUGUUAUGGAAAUCGGUCUGUUCUUUAUUCUCUUCCGAGUUAUGGCUAAUGGUUGCUAUAUUAAAAGACGGCGAGGAGAUCCAGGGACAAGUUAUUGGUGGUGGUGGUUUCCGUUGCUGAUUCCACGGGCGAAUUUUGUGUCUUACUGUCUCCCUUUUAUUUUCACUUCCAAUUCUUCCUCAUCCCCCUUUCCUUUCACUAUCACUUCUUUCUCUUUUCCUGUCAUUCUCGUUUCUUCAUCUUCCUUCCUCUCACCCACUUAGCCCUCUCAUUUUUUUCUCACUUCUACUGUAUGCUUUCGUUCAUUCCAACUUAUUUUUCUUUUCAUCUCGGUCCCAUCCUGUCCUCUCUUUUUUUUCUCUUAUUCCCACUUCAUUUUCUUUUUUGUCACUCCCAACGAACCCUUUUCUUCUUCUCUCACUUCCUCUUCUUUCGCUCCUUUUUCUCUCUCACUCUCGCCUCUUUUUCUCUCCUCUUCAUCUCCGACCUUCCUUCAGUCUCCGGUCGUCGCAGACUUUUUUCUUCUUGUUUUACUCUUAUGUCAUUCGAUUCUUCCCCAUUCUCUUAUCCCCAGUCACUUAUCCCCAGUCACUUAUCCCCAGUCACUUAUCCCUGAUCUCUUAUUCCAGAUCCCUUAUCCCGAAUCUCUCAAUCUGAAUCUCGAAUAGUCUUGCUUGUAUCAGGUCUACUUUGUUGUAUUCAGUGGCGUUUACGUGGGUCCAAGCAUCCUAGAUGGAGGAUCAUUCUUCCGGUUCAGUCAGUACUAUGAUGCUGAUGCUCUUUUUUUGCAUUGGUUUGUGUGACAGGUUGUCAUCAUUGGCCUCAGUCCUAAAGCCCAUCCCAAGUACGUAGUCUUUUUCGCUGUCGAGGAAAACACAGACAAAAAUGUAUUAUUUAUCAUAAUAAACACAUUCAGUGAAGAAACACAUACGUACACGCGCGCACAAAAUUCUCAUGAUUUAAAAUCCAUGUUUAUCAUACUUUGUCACAAUUUCCUUGAGAAAUACCCUUUGGAAAACAAUUAUUCCUACUGUUUACACUGCAUAAAAUAUACUAUAGUUGUUGAAAGGCUUUUUUUCAA
This is a messenger RNA of Penaeus indicus, 2895 nucleotides long. Its product is annotated as bifunctional enzyme IspD/IspF-like. The transcript has 6 exons. Gene Ontology annotation, molecular function: D-ribitol-5-phosphate cytidylyltransferase activity. The record is from RefSeq and is a predicted model, not a curated record. Gene Ontology annotation, cellular component: cytosol. Lineage: Eukaryota; Metazoa; Arthropoda; Malacostraca; Decapoda; Penaeidae. Bases 271 to 1731 code for a protein of 486 amino acids. Gene Ontology annotation, biological process: isoprenoid biosynthetic process; protein O-linked glycosylation via mannose.